Molecule: messenger RNA, 2502 nt
Organism: Suillus paluster
Lineage: Eukaryota; Fungi; Basidiomycota; Agaricomycetes; Boletales; Suillaceae
Product: amino acid/polyamine transporter I
Exons: 16
Coding region: 487-2115 (542 amino acids)
Biological process (GO): transmembrane transport; amino acid transport
Cellular component (GO): membrane
Molecular function (GO): transmembrane transporter activity
Source: RefSeq, a predicted model, not a curated record
GAAAAUUUCACGCCGGUGCCAUCCUUUAUGCAAAGAGCUGUAAACUAGGCUGAAAGCCCAUCCUCCCUGGGUCUCCCUCAGAACUUUCUACAAUACUUGCCAGUCUGAGGGUAUUUAACUCAGGCUCGCGUGGAGGCUCCUCAUGAGGUUCUUGUACUAAGUGUUAAAGUAUAGUCUACUUAUGUUCUCUUAUCCGCCGCAAAUUUGGCUCUCAUUACACUCCAGCGCGCCCCAUCACUGCACUCCAGCGUGUCCUCCCUCGUCUCUGGCCAGGUUGACCCAAAAACAGGACGGUGAGCUGCGAUAAACGGUCAUCUGGGUUCAUUUCCGUCGUCGCAGACCACCUGGCAUUUCUCUGAUUAUCAGGACAGUGCCACACUGGAUGUUCCUGGGGCAAUUCCCGAUUCUAUGUAGGUCUUAUACAGGUUGGCGUGACUGCGGUUUCACCGAGGCUCAUUCGAAAUCGCCUACUUGCAACUGUACGAUAUGGCUACAAGAGCUCCUGCGAUGUCGAAGUUGCUCCUGCAACCAAACACGGAAGAGUCCGAUGAGGCGAUUCUAGCUAAGCUAGGAUACAAACAGGAGUUUCGCAGGGAAUUUACUCCACUAGAGGUGUCUGGACUUGCAUUCAGCUUUACAGGAGUACUCCCUGGUAUAGCCGCCAUGCUAUUUAAUGCCAUACCAAAUGGUGGGCCUGUCGCUAUGGUGUGGGGGUGGGCACUUGCUUGCCCUUUUGUCAUGUGCGUUGGGUUGGCGAUGGCAGAGCUCGCGUCAGCAGCACCUACUUCUGGUGGCCUAUACUAUUGGACUUACUCCCUUGCCUCUCCGCGGUGCCGCAAUUUUCUAUCGUGGAUGGUUGGCUAUGCGAAUACCAUAGAGAAUAUCGCAGGAGUCGCUUCCGGAAACUGGGCUUGCGCAAUUCAAAUCACAGCAGUGAUUAGCAUUGCUACUGACCAGGCAUACACAACUAACAACAAGCAGCUCUAUGGCAUAUAUGCGGCUUUGAUAUUGUCACAUGCUGUCCUCGUGAGCCUCGGUACCAAGGUCUUGGCAAGACUGCAGAGACUAUACGCGACGGUGAAUUUGUGCUUGUGCUUCAUAGUCAUUAUUGCGCUUCCGAUCGCAACGCCGCAUGAAUAUCGAAACAGUGCAAGUUUUGCGCUAGGCGAAUUCACAAACUUGAACGGCUGGCCAUCUGGUUUUGCGUUUAUCUUGAGCUUAUUGUCUCCUCUCAGUAUAAUGGCCGGUUAUGAUGCCAGCGUCCACAUAAGCGAGGAGGCCUCGAACGCCGCCAGCGCGAUACCAUGGGCGAUCACUAGUUCCAUUGCCGUGUCAGCUGUCCUUGGUUUGGGAAUCAAUAUCACCAUUGCUUUUUGCAUGGGCACUGACCUCGGCGGCCUUUUGAACAGCCCUAUGGGUCAGCCGAUGGCGCAGAUCUUGUAUAAUUCGUUUGGGAAGACAACGACCUUGGCACUGUGGUGUCUCAUUAUUUCCUCGAUGUACAUGGUGGUAUCGAACGCCCUCCUGGUAGGCUCUCGCCAGACAUUUGCAUUUGCUCGUGAUGGAGCCCUCCCACUUUCGCGGUAUUUGUACCGGAUCAACGGUUACACAAAAACACCAGUCAAUACGGUUUGGUUCGAUGCCGUCUUUAUUCUGGUAAUCGGACUUCUCGCGUUCGUGAGCACGCCGGCCAUCAAUGCGAUAUUCACAAUUGGUGUCACUGCGUCAUAUGUCUCUUUCAUAACGCCUAUCACGACCCGCUUCGCGUUCAAGAACGACUUUAAACCCGGCCCAUUUCAUCUUGGGAAACUGAGCUUUCCGAUCGCUGUGAUCGCUGUGUCGGGGAUGGUCGUCAUGAUCAUUGUUUUCUUCUUUCCCUCGACCCCGCAAACGACUGUGCAGGAAAUGAACUAUACAGUUGUGGUCCUUGGAGGGUACAUGUUCCUUGCAGUUUCCUGGUAUUAUUUCCCGGUGUAUGGAGGCGUGCAUUGGUUCAAGGGACCGGUGUCCAACCUUACACCAGCCAUCACAGGCGACCACAGGGACCAUGGUUCUGUGUCGGAGAAGGAGGAACAACGCGAUGCAGAUAUCUAUGUUUCAGUGUUAGAUGUAUAAGUAGUGUUCGCGUCGUGAAGUCGUCGGUAUACAAAAUGAUAUUUCAACAGAUUUUGAAGAUCAUAACACGGUUAUCCCUUGCUCCCGAAGCUUACCCUCAGCGCAUCAUUCGACGAUCUCCGCAACCGUGCGCGAUGCGAGUAGCUGACGCCCUUGGGACUAGCAACCGUGUCAGUAAUACCAAUACUGAAUAUGUUGCAGCACAGCCAGAAAAUCAGGAUGCCAGCGAAGAGGCACAGAAUAUAUCCGAUAUCUCGCCGUUCUCAAAGAACAUCCGUUGUUCACGGGUCAAUGAUGGUGUUUGAGGGUUUCGGAUCCGGGGCCUGACGAAUGUUAAUAUCCUGUCACGGGUUUCGAUUUGAUAAUGGCAGCUAAAUAUUGGCAUCU